Molecule: messenger RNA, 603 nt
Organism: Sclerotinia borealis F-4128
Lineage: Eukaryota; Fungi; Ascomycota; Leotiomycetes; Helotiales; Sclerotiniaceae
Source: the annotation of a GenBank genome assembly
AUGUCACAAACAAAUGGAUUCACCAAACUUGCCUACUCCCGCGUCUGGCACCACAUCUCAGCCAGCACACCACACAUCCCCCUCUCAACCCUCCGACCGCGCCCCACGGCCGCCUCCCCCCCCUCCCUCAUCGCACAAAUAACCCCACCGCCCCUCGGCCGCCUAGCCUCCCGCAUCGCGCUCAUCCUCAUGGGAAAAAAUAAGCCGAUCUACGAUCCCUCGACCGACUGCGGCGACUACGUCGUCGUCACCAAUUGCGCGCACCUGCACACCACGGGCAAGAAAAUGUAUCAGAAACUUUACUAUCGCCAUAACACGCGACCGGGUAGUCUGAAGGAAAUUAGUAUGGAGGGACUCAUGGCGAAGUUUGGAGGCGCCGAAGUGCUCAGGAAGGCGGUUAGUGGGAUGUUGCCGAAGAAUCGGUUGAGGGAUGGGAGGUUGGGGCGCUUGAAGGCGUUUGAGGGGGCGGCACAUCCGUAUAAGCAGAAUUUGAUAAGGUUUGAGGGAAUGAGGAGGGAUUUGAUGCCGGAUGAGAUGUAUUCUGCACCUGAACUUGCCGAGUGGCUAUUUGAUGAUCAACCAGAGGAAUCAUUGUUCUUGUGA